CCUGCGGGGCCCCCGCCACCCCGACCCGGGCUUGGGACGCCAGGUCCCUGCUGUAAACUAAACUCUUGGCUCUGCUUUAUUGCGGGAAAGGGACAACCUCUCUCUUUUUGCCAACCCCAGCCCUUCACCCGGCGAGACUCUGCAGGGACCUAGCAAAGAGGAGGCGGUGAAACGAAGCUCCCCAACAGCAAGAAAUAAGGAGGGAGGCGAGCAAUCUUUUGGGGGUUGGACUCGUUCUUUUUCAAGUCACCGUUUGGAGCAGAGGAUGGUUCUGUCGCGUUGGGAAGCAGCUUUGUCAUUGUCACAACGGCGCCUUUAAUGUUAGAGGGAAGAAAGAUCAAGGCUUCUUCGUCUUUUUUUUGUUAAUUUUUUUUUUUGGGGGGGAGGACUGCAUUACAUUUUUUUUCCUAAUUUUUUUUUUUUUCCGGAAGAUGAAGUACUCUUAAGGAGAGAGAGUUGUUUUCGGAAAAGAGAUUGUUAUGCUGAGAGUGAUCAAGAUUUGGACUUCCCCAAAGAUUUGCUGUUUGUUGGAGGACUGUGGGAGGAGGGAAAGUAACACGGUGCAAUCAACUACCAGAAGGGUCAAAGUCAGUAGAGAGGAAUCUGGGAAAUAACAAGUUGGUAAUACGUUUUCCAGCAUCUUUCAUGAAUACGUGGGUCUUUUUAGAGCUUUACAUUUUUACUUUUUGGCUUGAACCUGAACUGAAGCACUGAUUAGACAUUAGGCAGCAAAUGCUGUGAGCAUACGGUGAGAACUCAACCGGACAUUCAAAGCACCCGAGGUGAAUGUUUAAAAAGUCAACAGAUCUUUUGGCGUUCACCCAUCCAAAGGUAGAUAUAUAGAUAUAAUAAAGAUUAUUUUAAUAAUUUCCAGUGACCUUUAAGAGAUUUGGCAACAUGGCUUCCCCUCCACACCAGCAGUUGCUGCAUCACCACAGCACGGAGGUAAGCUGUGACUCCAGUGGAGACAGCAACAGUGUCCGGGUAAAAAUCAACCCCAAGCAGCAUUUGGGCUGUUCUUCCAACCCUCACCCCAAACACUGCAAGUAUAGCAUCUCCUCCAGUUGUAGUAGCUCAGGUGAAUCUGGAGGGCUUCCUAGGAGAACCGGAGGUGGAAGCCGAGGCCUCCGCAGGAAAAAGAAACUGCCACAGCUUUUUGAGAGAGCUUCUAGUAGAUGGUGGAACCCCAAAUUUGAUUCUACCAACCUAGAGGAGGCUUGUAUGGAAAGGUGCUUUCCCCAGACCCAGCGCAGGUUUCGCUAUGCUCUCUUCUACAUUGGUGUGGCCUGUCUUCUCUGGGGCAUCUAUUUUGGUAUCCACAUGCGAUCUAAAUUGAUUGUCUUUGUGGUACCCACUCUGUGCUUCCUUUUGGUGUGUGUGUGUUUUUUUCUAUUUACCUUCACCAAGCAUUAUGCUCGGCACUAUGUGUGGACCUCACUGAUCCUCAUUCUCCUGGUUUUUACUCUGACUCUAGCUUCACAGUUUCAGGUUUUGACACCUCUCUCAGGAAGGGAUGACAGCUCCAAUCAUACUCCUCUUGCUUUCUCCACAGACACUUGCUUAUCUCAAGUAGGCAGUUUUUCAAUGUGCAUUGAAGUGCUCUUGUUACUCUAUGCUGUUAUGCACUUACCUCUGUAUUUAAGCUUGUUUUUGGGAGUAGCCUAUUCUAUUCUUUUUGAGCUCUUUGGGUAUCAUUUCCGAGAUGAAUGCUGUUUCCCAUCAUCUGGAAUGAGACAUAUGCACUGGGAGUUGCUAAGCAAAGCUUUGCUCCACAUAUGUAUUCAUGCUAUUGGGAUCCACUUAUUUAUCAUGUCUGAAGUUAGAUCGAGGAGCACAUUCCUUAAAGUGGGACAAUCAAUUAUGCAUGGGAAAGACUUGGAGGUAGAGAAAGCCCUGAAAGAGCGAAUGAUUCACUCUGUGAUGCCAAGAAUCAUAGCUGAUGACUUAAUGAAGCAGGGGGAUGAUGAAAGUGAGAACUCAGUCAAACGGCACUCGACCUCAAGCCCCAAGAAUAGGAAGAAAAAGUCUUCCAUACAGAAAACUCCUAUAAUAUUUCGUCCUUUUAAGAUGCAACAAAUUGAACAAGUAAGCAUUUUGUUUGCAGAUAUUGUUGGUUUCACAAAAAUGAGUGCCAAUAAGUCUGCUCAUGCCCUGGUGGGUCUCCUGAAUGAUUUAUUUGGUCGUUUUGACCGUUUAUGUGAAGAUACAAAAUGUGAGAAAAUAAGUACUCUGGGUGACUGCUAUUAUUGUGUAGCGGGAUGUCCAGAACCCAGAGCAGAUCAUGCCUAUUGCUGCAUCGAAAUGGGUUUGGGCAUGAUUAAAGCCAUCGAACAGUUUUGCCAGGAGAAGAAAGAAAUGGUGAACAUGCGAGUUGGGGUUCACACUGGGACAGUUUUAUGUGGCAUUCUGGGCAUGAGGAGGUUUAAAUUUGACGUGUGGUCAAAUGAUGUGAACUUAGCCAAUCUUAUGGAACAGCUGGGUGUGGCUGGCAAGGUUCAUAUUUCGGAGGCUACAGCAAAAUAUUUAGAUGAUCGUUAUGAAAUGGAGGAUGGGAAAGUUAUUGAACGAGUUGGCCAGAGCGUUGUUGCUGACCAGUUGAAAGGUUUGAAGACAUACCUGAUAUCGGGUCAAAGAGUCCUGAAAGAAUCCUAUUGCAGCUGUUCAGAGGUGUUACUUUCUGGCUUUGAGGCAGGGGAUCGUUCAAGCUUGUCUUCAGGUCCUAAAUUACAAGGAGCAUCAUCACCAGAGAGCGUCAGCGACUUGGCAAAGGGUUUUAAAACUUUUGAUAAAAAUAAGACAUGUCCUUCAUGUGGUGUUACAUUUGCUCCCAAUUGUGAAGCCAGUCCUGAAGAAGGAACAAUUCAAAAUGGCUGUCAAGAUGAGCAUAAAAAUAAUGCCAAGCAGGCUUCUGGAGGACAUAGUCCAAAGACCCAAAAUGGACUUUUGAAUCCUCCUCAGGAGGAGAAGCUGACUAAUAGCCAGACAUCUUUGUAUGAGAUGUUACAAGAGAAAGGAAGAUGGGCAGGAGUGAGCUUGGAUCAAUCUGCUCUCCUUCCACUGAGAUUCAAGAAUAUUCGAGAGAAGACAGAUGCUCAUUUUGUUGAUGUUAUUAAAGAAGACAGCCUGAUGAAAGACUACUUCUUUAAACCACCUAUUAAUAGAUUGAGCUUGAAUUUCUUGGAUCGGGAUCUAGAGAUGGCCUACAGGACCAGCUAUCAGGAAGAGGUUAUAAAAAACUCUCCUGUGAAGACAUAUGCCAGUGCUACCUUCAGUUCUCUCCUGGAUGUGUUCUUGUCAACAACAGUUUUCCUCAUUCUGUCCAUCACCUGCUUCCUAAAACAUGGGAUGGCUUCUGUCCCACCCCCACCAACUGCAGUUGUGAUUUUCAUCAUUGCUAUUCUACUGGAAGUGUUCUCCCUCAUCAUCUCUAUUAGAAUGGCAUUUUUUCUUGACGAGGUAAUGACUUGUACUAAGCACCUGCUGGAGGUGAUAGCUGGUUGGCUACCUCGGCAUUUCAUUGGUGCAAUCCUGGUCUCGCUUCCAGCCCUUGCAGUUUAUUCACAUUUUACCUGUGAAUUUGAAACAAACAUACAUUAUACCAUGUUUAUGUGCUCUGCAAUUCUGAUCACCAUUGUGCAAUACUGUAAUUUUUGCCAGCUAAGUUUCUGGAUGAGAUCGUCAUUAGCAACAAUUGUGGGAGUUGUGCUUGUCAUUUUACUCUAUGUCUCUUUGUGUCCAGACAGUUCCAUAGAAACAUCCCACUUAGAUGCAGUACAGAAUUUCAGUUCCAGGAAGAAUCCAUGCAACACUUCAAUGCCAAAUUUUAGCAAAAAACCAGCAGACCUAAUUGGCCAGGAGGUGACACUCGUUUGCUUUCUCCUGCUUUUACUGGUCUGGUUCUUGAAUCGAGAGUUCGAAGUCAGUUAUAGGCUUCACUAUCAUGGAAAUGUGGAAGCUGAUCUUCACCGUACCAAAAUCCAGAGUAUGAGAGAUCAGGCUGACUGGCUGCUAAGAAACAUUAUUCCUUAUCAUGUGGCAGAACAACUGAAGGUUUCCCAAAGCUACUCUAAAAACCAUGAUAGUGGAGGGGUAAUCUUUGCCAGCAUUGUAAACUUCAGUGAAUUUUAUGAAGAGAACUACGAAGGAGGUAAGGAGUGCUAUCGAGUCCUAAAUGAACUGAUUGGAGACUUUGAUGAAUUGCUAAGCAAACCAGAUUAUAACAACAUUGAGAAGAUUAAAACCAUCGGGGCCACAUACAUGGCAGCCUCUGGACUGAAUACCUCCCAGUGUCAAGACAGCAAUCAUCCACAUGAACAUUUGCGAACCCUUUUUGAAUUUGCCAAAGAAAUGAUGCAAGUUGUGGAUGACUUCAACAAUAACAUGCUCUGGUUUAACUUUAAACUUAGAAUUGGCUUUAAUCAUGGACCCCUCACUGCAGGGGUUAUUGGCACUACAAAGUUACUGUAUGAUAUUUGGGGAGAUACAGUGAAUAUUGCCAGCAGGAUGGAUACUACUGGAGUAGAGUGCCGCAUACAGGUGAGUGAAGAGAGCUACCAUAUCUUGAACAAGAUGGGAUAUGAAUUUGACUACAGGGGAACAGUAAAUGUGAAGGGGAAAGGUCAAAUGAAAACCUACCUUUAUCCGAAAUGCAUGGACAGUGGGAUUGUGCCACAUCACCAAUUAUCUAUAUCACCAGACAUUCGAGUUCAAGUAGAUGGCAGCAUUGGACGGUCUCCAACAGAUGAGAUUGCCAACUUGGUGCCUUCUGUUCACAGUUCUGACAAGACAUCUUAUGGCUCUGAUAAUAAUACACAGGCGAAGGAUGCUCACCUAUCUGCAAAGAAGCCUCGGAAAGACCCAGUAAAAGCAGAAGAAAGGUGUAGAUUUGGCAAAGCCAUAGAAAAAAGUGACUGUGGUGAAAUGGAAAUUGAAGAAGCCAAUGAGCUAACCAAGCUAAAUAUUUCAAAGAGUGUAUGAUGCAGCCACAAAGAAGUCAGCUGCAUGAGGUGCUCUAUCCAUAGAAACACAAUAAUAUUUACAAUUUGGCUGGUUUUUUUUUUUCAAGAGACACAUUUCCAGUGCCUAGAUGUUAUGUUGUCAUUUAAACCCUGACUUCUGUGUGGAUCACAGAAGGUCAGGAUUCAUUUUCAUCCAUCUCUCUUCCCUCACUUCCCCUCCUGAAAAAGCUUCCCACCUCUUUCUGUAAUUAUCUUUCAGCAGUGUGGAUAAUAAGUGCCUUCAGGUAUUUUCCAUGGCCUUGAAGUCUAGGUACAGAGGCCGUUGGCGAAUCAUGGCUUUGGGUAUCAAUUGCAUUUUAAAGCAAAAGCUGUGGUUAAGAUAUCAUUUUUAUUGUUGUUUCUCACAUUUUUGGCUAAUACAACUCUUUGAGAUUUGUUUAUUUCUUUGUGUGUAUAUAUUAUAGUGUUUUACAAUCAUCAUCUGACCUUUCUAUGUAAACACACUUGCAUUUAUGAAAUUGAUAUUAAAGUGCCAAUAAUGUACUGAGAAGGGAUGUUAAAGGAAAGGGAAUAAUGUGUAGUGAGCUGGGAAAGGCAUUGAUUCCACAGUGGCUUGUCCUUUAGAUAAAGCCUGUGAUGUAGCUGCUGUGGUGAUUCCAUCCUGUUUUGCAAAUGUUUUGAAAACACACACAUGCCAUUGUGUGUAUUGGAUGUGCCACUUUCCUUAUACUCAGUGGUUUUCAGACUUCAUCUGCUUUCAGGGCAGUCUUCAAAGUCAAAUAGGUAACAAAGCAUCUUCAGUCUGGGCCACCAAGUAUCAGAGAAGCCAUUUUCACUUUAGUGAAUCCCUACUUUUAAGGGAUUUUCAAGUUCAAAGUUAGUGUCUUUGAAGUAUGUGUGUCUAAGAAAAGAACUUAAAAUAAAUGUCUUAGGGUUACAUUUAUUUAUUUAUUUAUUUUCAAUAAAUGUGAUUAGGUUGGAAAUGGGUUUGGGAGUAGGGGUCUCGAGAGAGAGAAAUAGAUUUUGUUUGCAAAGAAUAUCAUAUAACAAUAAUCAGAUGUCCGUUAGUAUUUCAGCCACUUAGCUACCAACCACUGUGAGGACGUUGAGCAGUAUUUAUAUCAAAGCAGGUGUGGAUUCCAAGUCAUCAAAUGCAUGUUGAAUCUGAAAAUCCCAGCUUCCCAUUUCAUAUGGACCGAUACUCCUGCCCAGUGCCCUCAGGCUUUGUGUUGUGGUACAUUGUUGCACCCUGGCAUUCUGCGGGCUUUGUACUUGCCCUCUUUACUCACUGCAGGUAUUGAGAUCAAAAUGCUUUCUCUGUUCCAUUUAAGGAUGUAUAUAGAAAGAGCUUUCAUCAUGAGCUAAGAAGCACAGGACCUGGUUACAAAUAUUAGUAUUCCCUUUGUUUAGACAAAUUUGAAUUAUUUCUCCUUUUCUUUAUUUCAGACUGGAUGACCUAUAGGGGAGGGGGGAGGGACAAAAUGUGUUCCGUUAAGCUAGUUUUCACCUGUUAUAGAUUGAAAGAGUUCUUAUCCUAUGCCAUAAGAUGAAAUAAUUUGUAAAAAUUGAGUUGAUCACCUUAAGAAAAUAUGGGAUAUCUCCUUAUGUAGUCACAUUUAAUUUUUUUUAUUCCACCUUAAGUUCAAAGUUCCUUAAGAACUGAACCCAUAUUAUAGUUUCUCUAAAGCUGCUAAUACUGAGGCAAUACUAAAAUAUAGCUCAUCAAAUAAUUUGAGAAAGCUACUUCUAUAUUUAAGAUUCCAAAUAUGAUUUACUAGCAAUACGGACUCAAUUUAAAUCCUAUUAUAACUGCCCUUACCAAAUCCUUGGUUCUCAUAAUAUUGUUCUCCACUGAGUAAAAUGUUGAUUAUGAUCAUCUAACUCACAGCUCAGGUUUAAUCAUAAAGAACACAAAGGUGGGUACCCACUAGUACAGUUUUAUAUCCAUAAUGUUUAUUUUAUUGGGCAAUAACAUUAUCAAUAACAGUAAUAUUUUUCUUCAGGUUUUACCUGUCAAUUUGUUGGUCUUCCACUCUUGAAGGAAGUGUAGUUGUUCAAAUACCUCUUGCCUGUAAAGAAUGUAUUCUUCCCAAAAUGCAAAAUUUAUUUUUAUUUCUCAAGAAAUAAUAAUAAUAAAAGACUAUAAUUUAUUAUUGAAUUGCUGAUCUGCUUUGGUAGGGGGAGCUUCCACGAUCCCUACUUGGAUGGAAUCACAGGUUCAGACCAAUAAUAAUAAUAAUAAUGAUAAUAACUCAGAUUUAUAUAAGAUUCUCCUUAGAACCACCCCUUAUGAUAGGUAGUAUUAAUUUUAUUAUCCCUGUUUUACAGGUGAGGAAACUAAGGGUCAUGAAAAUUAAAAGAUCUGCCCAUGUUUAUUACACAGGAUUUAAGAUAGGAUACAAACCAGUCAUCCACCAAUUCCCAGUACAACACACUAUCCAUCAUAUCAUAUACACCCUCAUGCUAAAUGAUGCUUUUCUUCUCUGUGGAAAUAUUCUCUUCCUGAGGGCAUUUUUCUUCUCCCAAUAUUAAAGAGUGUGAAUAUUCUAAUCUCCUUUUUUCCUCCAUUUGCUAGGAUCUAGUCUCUGCAGAUAAGUCGGUUUGCUUAAGUUCCAUCCAUUGUAACUGCUUAAAUUAACUUUGUGUUUGCUGCUCUAUUUUUUUUUUUAUUUUAUUGCUGCUCUAUUUUCAAAGAGGUUUCCCUUUUUAUGAAAAAACCAGGUGUAAUGGAAAGAGUGUUGACCAAGAGUAGAAGGAAAAUAGGUCCGCAAUCCCGCUCUGACAUUAGCUGCAUGAACAUGAGUUCUCUGAGUUACUUUCAGUUUAUUCGUCUGUAAAUUGAAGAUAAAUGAUACCAAUAGUACCUAUUUAAUGGGACUGUGAUGAAAGACAAUGUGAUGAAUUUGACAAUGUCAAAUGAGACAAUGUAUAUAAAAGCACCUUGUGAAACUAAAACUAUAUGAAUGUCAGCUAGUAUUAUUUUUACAAACUUUUUUAAAAAAUUAGUAUUCAUGGUUAUAUGAAACUAGGGUUCAGUAGUAUUGAAAGGAAGGUUGACCUUAAAGUUUAUAAUGCUGUCUUCCAGAAAAGUUAUCCUGAACCUACCUAAAUAGCCAGUGUGGGCAACUUUUUCAUGUCCCUAAUUCACUGUUCUCUUGCACAGAUCUUGAAAACAUAGCUUAUUUACCUCAUUAUGUCCCCAUGGAAUCUGUAUGGUAAAAGCUUUGAGUCUAAUGCUAUAGGCAUUAAGCAAAUGGUUCUUCUAGGUGAGCAUGCUUCCAAACUUUGAACUGAAAUGCUAGUUGCUGUUCUUUCAUUGACUUGUUCUUUGGUGUGGUUGUUAAUUAUGCCUUAUGAGUCUAAUGUCAGAAGCAACAACUUCGGAAUGUGUGCCAACAAUUACUUAGGAUCUUCUUCCUUAGCCCAAGUCAGAUAAGGAAUAGAAUUAAUAGAAUUAUCAGAGUUCACCUAGUCCAGCCGUCUCCUUUUAUAAAGAAGGUGACUGAGGCACAAGACAGAUGAAAUGACUUGUCAGAGGUCACAUGGUUAGUACGGGGCAGAGUGGCACCUUGAAGCCCAGGUGUUUUUUCCAUUAUUCUAAGUUUCGCUUCCAAAUAUUUUAUUGAAUUUUCUAUAAUUUUUCAUAGAAUAGGUACAGUAUUUCUUUCUUUAAAACUUGAUUUUUUUUUCCUUAACAUUUUAAAGACAGUUAUAAAAAAAUUCCUGAAUAAAUCAAACAUUUUUAAAGAUUAAACCCAGAACAUCUGUGAGUGACUUGAUCGGCUUUAGAAGAUGUGUCUUAAAUUGUAUGCCUCAUCAGAACAUGAAAAUACAAAAGCUAGUGUAUUUCAUAUUACACAGAUUGUGCAUGAUAUUUACUUUUUCCUGACAAUACAUUCCUUAUGUGCAUUAUAGAUUUUUGAGAUAAGAAUGUCAAAGCAACGUCAGGUGCUUCCAAAAUUCCCUAUGCCUUGAACCUGUAUUGCAGUCAACAGAAACAAAUUCUGUUUUAACUCUUACACAUGUGUUCUUUUAGAUUCAUUCUUAUCACCUCCAAAUUCAUCUACUGGAAGAUGAAUUCAUCUGAAUAUAUGAAGAAACAUAUAUUCAAAAAUACCCUUAAAUCUAAAUAUUCAGCACCUAAGCAUUAAGACAAUAUUCUUGUGCUUUCUAUUCUGUGAUUGAAAUAUUAGGCUAAUUUUCCCCUUAGUUUGUAAAGAAGAUGUCAGAAGCCUUUUUGUUUUCUUUAAUUUUGCUUUUAAUAAGCAUAUUUGCUUUGGUUGGAAUUGGCCAGGGGAUGUUUUGUUUCUAAAUGUAUCUUUAAACUAAUAAUAUUUUAAUGAUCAAGUUACAAAAGAAAAUAAUAAUGGUAGCAUUUCACUCUUUUCCCUAAUCCCUCCCUCCCCAAGCAGUGACAAUGUUUCACAUUUAACUGAUGCUGUAAAGUUCACAACAGGUAGGUCACAUCAGUAUUAUUGUCUUCAUUUUAUAGUUUGGAAAACUGAGACUCAAGGAAAGUUCAAUAAGUUCCCCAUAGUCACACAGCUAGGAAGUAGCAGAGUCAAGAUUUGAACCCAUGCUAUCUAAGAAUAAUUUCAUUCACAUCUAAUCAUACUGUAAAUAAAGAAAACUUAUAACCAAAAAAAGCCAUACAUAGAAGAGUGUCCCCUUCUGAAUGUCUCUGUGUACUUCCACAGGCCCUUCUCUGGUGAGUCAGCAAACAGUGAAACCUCACAGUGUGCAAAAAAGCUUUUCAAGUACUUGUUGAGAGAACUAAUAAGUAGAAAUAGGCUCAUGGGCCCUCAGGGACUUGCUAAUUUGAUUAGAGAGAGAAGGCAUCCAACUGAUCAUUCUUUGAACACCCAGCAUCUAUGAUUUAUUGAUAAUGACAGAAACAACAUCUUCCAUUAGGUUUCCUUAAGAAUCUUUUUGGUUAGACCUUUUAAAGAUUUAUUCAGAGAAUGGCAAUACGCUUUCCCUCCCACUCCCACUCUGGUUUACAAGUCUGUUAACCAAAAAAGGGACUCUAAAAAACUGUUAGAAAAUCUCCUAGAAGAUCUAGAGAGGCAGCUUUUAAUUUGGGUUAGACCUCAUUCAUUAUUCCUUCCUCACUCGAAGUUUUUUCCCCCACUAUGUUGAUGUUCCUUUCGGGGAAAACAAAAAACAAAAAACUAUUCUUGUAUCCUAAGACUUAAUACAGUGCCUUAUACAGAGUAGGCGCUUAAUAAAUCUUUGUUUAAUUAAAUUGAUCCUACUUAGAAUAUAGAACCAAAGGAUUAGAAAAAGCAAUUGACCAGAGGAAAAAGAUAGUAAUUGAAAAAAAUAUGCACACAUAUUUAUAUAUAUUUGUUGAAGUUCCUCAAAAGGGUUACAUCUGUAAAAAUUUUCUUGUGUAAAAUUAUUUGUUCUCAACGUAUUUCAAAAAUUUUAUUCCUGACUUUGAAUUCCUUUGAAGGAAUAGUAAAUAUGGUCUACCCAAAUAAUAAUUUUGGGAAAAUUCUAAUUGCUGCUUCUCCAGUAUAAACUAAAUUAAAUGUAAAUCAUGACACUAAGUAGGAAUAAUUUGUUUUUUUCUUCUGAAUAAAAUUAAACUGUUGUCCUUUUUAUCUCAAUCAAUUAAAUGCUUACAGAGCCACUCAUCAAACUUAAGAGUUUGACAGUACUUGCUCUCUAUAUAGUAGGGAAUUAAUCACAGUUUUUCCAGUUGGUAAAUGAUGGAGUCUAGUGAUGUAAAUAUUCUUUAUAUUCAGCAUAUUAGAUUUAGUAAGGCGCCUUCUAUUUAACAAAUUGUGGAAAUUUGUAGAGUAGAAACCAUACUUUAAAUGCACUUACUAUUAAAGGAUCUUGUAGUCUGCUGAAGCUGCAUUAAAGUGAAAAAUUUCUACUUAUUAAUUUUUUUGAUGGUGGCCAAAUAUCUAUCACAUUAUCUAAUAGUGACUUGAAGAUCACUUUUCUUUUCAGAUAUCUGUAAUUGUCUUAAAGGAUUUAUGGCAAAAUAGCAAUGGAGUUAAGGAUAUUUAAUGUAACUAGUACCACCUAAACUGAGUUGAUGUCAAGGGUAAUAAAAGAGCACAUUUCACAUUUUUACUCAUAAGCCAUAACUUUAUUUAAAACUGAAUCUCUCUUGAAAAGGUGCAAUGUAUAAUAUGUGAACUAGAUGAAUUUUUUUCAUUAGUGAGUCUUUCAGAAAAAAAAUGUUCCUUAGAGCAAAGGGCUUUUCUCCUCUUUCUGAGAUGUUGUACUUAAAUUAUAGAAGUCCCUGCUUUGUCUACAGAGGGCAUAUUUUAUGUUCAGCUUUCCAGCAAUGUUUGAGUACCAACAGUAUGAAUUCAACAUAUUUUACUUCAGCAGUAUGAAUUCAGAAACUCCUGAUAUGUAAUAUCAUUUGUUUUGGAAAUCUGUGAUUAUUACUUUUUUAAAAAUUCCUUUUGGGAAUAUUUAUAAUUUGUGAAUAUCUAUAAUCAAUUAUGUAGAAAACUUCAAAGAUAAUCAGAACUAAGUAUAGUAAAUGAGAUUCCUAAAAAAUGAUUCAGCAGCAUUCUUUUUUUCGUCCCAUGUCUAUAAUGUCCCUAUCAUUUGAUUGCCAAAGAAAAAUUUGUCAAAAAAGCUAGGAAAGAAAGUAGUAAUUUCUAAAGAGAUAUGACACAUUUAUACAACUCUAAAAAAAAGUAGUAUAGGAAAAAGUGAAAAGAUAGAGAGCAGUAUUCAAAAAAAGAGGAAGUAAGAAGAGUUAUACUAGGAGCAAAACUAAACUGCCAACCAAUAAUCCCCUACCUUCUUCAAUGUAACUCAACCAUCAUGAUUUCAAAUAUAUCCUUCCCAAUCUUGCAGGCAAACCUCUCCAGUUUGAUCUUCUAGUAUUAAACCUUUUUAACUUUCACAAGAUAUACCCAAUAUUAGAGCUUAGAUCCUGUAUACUUAAUAGAAUUCUGUUAUUAUGCCCUUCCACUUGUUUUCUCAGAGUUCUAUCCUAAAUAUUCUACUGUGAUCAACAAAACAAAAUUUCAUAGACGCACCCCAUUCCUAACUCCUAAGGAAAUAUUCAUACCAACAGGACAUACAUUACUGACUGGAGUUUCAGCAAGACAUUUGGCAGAGUCCCUCAAGAUAUUCUUAUAGAGAAGAUGGAAAUGUGUGAUCUGGAUAAUGGUGCAAUUAGUUGGAUUUCAAACUGGUUGAAUGACGGGAAACAAAGAGAAACUAAAGGCUGUCAACCAAAUUUCAUAUUCUCUUGUAGGGUGUCCUAGGACUCGGUCCUCAGUCUCAUUUUAUUCAACCUUUUAAACAAUGAUUUAUAGGAAAUCAUGAAUAGAAUGGAAUGCUUAUCAAGUCUGUAGAUUAUACAGAGCUGGGAGGAAUAACUAACAAGUUACGCGAUUGAUUCAGGAUCUGAAGAAAUCUCAGCAGACUAGAAUGAUAGUCCUAAUCUAAUAAAAUGACAUUUAAUGGAGGUGAGUGUUAAGUUUUGUAUUUAAAUUCAACUUUAAUUCCCCAAUUUCAAGAUGGAAGAGAUGACUGAACAAAAAGUUAUGUGUAAUUAUUAUUGGGAUUUUAGUGAACUUCAAGCCUAAUAUAACUCAGUGGUAUACAUAAUGAUGGGAAUAGGGUGGAGAGGUAGCUAAUGUGUCAUCAGGCUAUGGUAAUUAUGUAUAUUCAGAACUAAGUAGUGAUCAUUCCAUGCUCCAUUCUGGUUAUGUGGAUAUUGUGUUUGGUUCUACAUACCAAAUGGACAAGCUAUAAUUUGUCCAGAAGGGGCUACCAGAAUAGAAAGGGGAGCUCAAAACUCAAGGUCCCCAGUGAUCUAAGGAUCUUUUACCUGGAAAAGAUUUUGGAGGCACAGUGAAAUAUAAUGGCGAUCUUCAAAUAUUUGAAGGGUUUUCAUGUGGAAACAAGAGUAAUCUUGUUCUGCUUGGCACAUAAGGAGCAGAGCUAAGAGCACUGGAUAGAAGCUGCAGAUAGACACAUUUUGACUUGUUUCCUAAUAAAUAGAGCCAUCCAGAAAUGGAAAGAGCUACCUCAGGGGAAGGUAUUACAUAUCCCUGGAGAUGUUUAAGCAAAAGCUAGAUGACCACUUAGUAGAGAAUUUGUAGAGUGAUUUACUAUUAGGUAGGAGUGGGACUAAAAAGUCUGUGGGAUCUUUGCCAGUUCCGAGAUUCUGUGCUUCUAUAUGAAAGACAGAAUGUUCUUUUGACAUCAAGAAACUUUUUAUAUCCUAUAAAGAGACAACUCAUAAAAAUACGCCUGUGCAUAGGAUAGCCUUAUAUUUGCAGAGUACUUUUUCCCAAGGAUCUAAAAAUACAUUUUUUUUUUCCCUCUGCUAAGUUUGUUAAGUAGUUAAGGAACCCACAUCCAUUCAAUUAAAUUAGAAAACAGGUUAAAAAAUUAAAUAACUUGGUCAGGGUUGUCCACUGAGUCAUCCAGCUCUUCCCACUAUAUCAGGCUAUUUGUGUUUGUAGCAUGUAAACGACUAUUUGCCAAAUAUCUUAUUUCCGGAACUCCAUUCUUUUCAAGGUAAUAACUGAGAAUCCAAUUCUGAUGGUAGAUUGAAAUGUGAUGUAUUUAAAGUUGUGGGAAUAAAAAUGAGGUCAACAAAUGAGAUAAAAUACAAUUUCCACUUGAGGGUUAUGCCUCUGAUUUUACUUUUUUUUUUUUUUUGAAAGACUGAUACGUGAACGACAAAUGGACUAUUGAAGUUACUUUUUCCUCUUAGCAGUUUUUUUUGGUUCUUUGUUUCUAGAUUAUUGAAAUGCAUGUGGCCUUUUAAAUCUAAUCAAGUGGUGACUAUAUGUUAAUGACAAUAGCAAAAAACAAAUAAACCAAAAAAAAAAAAAAAAAAAAAAAAAAACAAGGAAAGGUCUCAAAAAACCCAUGAACAUGUUUGUGCCUUAAGAGGCUGGAAUAUUAAGUAAGAUAAAAUCUCAGAUACUUUAAUUCCUUUUUCCUGUAUAGAAAACAAUGAAUGCUUUACAAUCUUUUUUUAUUUUCUUAUUUGUAAAAUACUUUUUGAAACUUUUUUGUUGAUCAAAUCAUAGCAGAUUCCAAUCACGAAAGAGAAACUAACAAAUUAGAGGAAAUUAGUUCAGAUUUAUGAGAACUCCUGAUAGUUUUCUUUAGUUCUAAAUUUAGGGGCUUCUUCUUUUCAUAUAUAUAUGCCCUACUUCACCAGUAUCCACAGCAAUACUCCAUAUAGCAUCAUUGCAAACUUACUAUGUAUUUUAAGGGCCCUAAUAGUGCCAACUUGUACAUUCAGACAACUACACUAUUACAUUUUUUGAAAGUGAUCUCUUCCUUAUUUGCUUCUAAGUGAAGUAUAGAAGAGUAAUCAUAUAACACUAACGAAGGGCUGCUAACCUCUGUAGUCUGUUGUGUUUGCUCACUGAGUACCAUAACCUGUUGUACUUUGCCCAACCUACACACCAGAUCCCUAUAUCAUUUACAAACUUCUAGAAAUUGAAAUUGAAACAAAAACAAAGCUGAAAAGACUACCACACUGAAGUUCUCCAUAAACCCCAUGUGGUCCUUAGUAGAGAGUAAUUCCCAAGUGUGACUAGCUAAAACUAACUCUUGGGACUGAAUCAGGCGGAGAAACGAGCCUCUCUACUUAUGUCUCAAUUAGCUGCAGACCAGAAUGGAUUCUCUGGUCUUGUUUAGACCCACAGAAUGCAUUUUCCCUCUGGAGGAUUGUUAUAAAUUCUUAAAGUUGCCUUGGGGUUUAGGAAGUCCAACCCCUUAAAUUUGUCUAUUAAACAAGAAACCAUCCAGAGGUUGCAAUUAAGCCUCAGGUGACAGGGGGCUGUUUCAUAGCCACUUUUUUUUUUUUUAAACAAGCCUAGAUCCCCAAAGCUCUACAAUUCCAAUCAUAUUAAGCCAUCUUACUGUGUAUGAAGAACAGGGUCUCUUAUAUUAUCCUCUUAAAGUUAUAGUAUUCAACUUAAGCAUAAGCAUUACAAGAAUAAGUAACAAAUAAAAAACCAGAGCCUUAACUACUUUACACAUCUCUCAAGAUAAGCGCAAUAUCCCUUUAGGAUUUAAUGUUCCCUAAAUGCAUUAAUAAUUCGUUAUUAUUCAAACCCUGGUUUCUUUAUGGUUAUGUGCUUCUGGUGUAUAAGGCUGAAUGGCAAUUGAAACCAUAUUUUAUCAAUUCAGAUACACUCCUCAUACCAAAGGUAAUUUUGUGAUUCUUGUUGCAUGUUCCAUAUGAUGUGUAUUGUCAUGACAUGUACAAGAUGAGAUACAUCAUAAAAGCAUCAUUUCAUUGAGAUUUGACUUGAGAAAUCUGAAUGUCUUAAGAACUAUACUGUUUUAUGUUACUCUAAAGUUGUGCACUUAGUCUUAAGUGGGAAUAAGUGUUGAUCUUGUCUAAGCAUUUAUUUGAUUUGAGAUUGACUAUGUGUUGUGGAUUGAAAUUGAUAUCAUAUAUGCCAGAGAUUCUAGCCAUGAAGACAACCAUUGCUGGUCAUGAAAUGCAGGAAGAAAUAGCAAAACAAAAACAAAAACAGUUGUGUGGAUUUUGAAGAACCUUUCAAUUCCAAAAGCAAUGACAGUUUUCUUUUUUUAAAAAGAAAAUCCCAUUUCUAGAAAUUGUGGUUAAUGAUCUUUUCUCAUUCCCAACAAAUCGUUUUAUCACUCUUUCUCACCCUCUCAUCCCCAUAGCUGAAGGUCAGAAAACACUGCUGAUGGGAAAUGUUGAAGCUUUACUUCAGCUGGGGGGAGGAGGAGGCUAUUUUGGAGGCUAAUUGUAAAAAGACAAACAAAAAAAAUUUAUGCUUUGUCAAGAACCAAAGCCAAGAAGAAAUUGUAUCUGUGAAAUAUUAAGCUAUAUCUGUAUAUAGAAUAAACACACCAUGAUCUUUGACUCAUUACUACAGACCUUGUAACCAGUUGUAUACUAUAAUGUUUUACUGUAUUGAAGAAAAUUUCACACUUUAGCUAUAGAAAGCUGGGAAAAUAAUUUAAAAUACAGUGUAAUUAACAUGAAA
Messenger RNA from Antechinus flavipes (yellow-footed antechinus), 15937 nucleotides. It is a transcript of the gene ADCY9, whose product is annotated as adenylate cyclase 9. The coding region runs from base 898 to 4977 and encodes 1359 amino acids. The record is from RefSeq and is a predicted model, not a curated record. The transcript has 10 exons. Gene Ontology annotation, molecular function: adenylate cyclase activity. Gene Ontology annotation, biological process: cyclic nucleotide biosynthetic process; adenylate cyclase-activating G protein-coupled receptor signaling pathway; intracellular signal transduction. Lineage: Eukaryota; Metazoa; Chordata; Mammalia; Dasyuromorphia; Dasyuridae.